AUGGUCUGCGUUGAGGUCUGCGCAUGCGUGAUCUUCCAUGUGCGCGGGUGCGCGGGUUCGCAGGACUUCAAUUCACAGAACUAGUGGUGAGGAGAAUCGUAGGAGCUCGCAAAUUGAAGUCGAUUUGUGAGCUCCAGUCGGCUGGAAAUGAUCAUCUUGCAACGACUGAAGACCUGCUAAGUUACGCUUGUAUCGUCUCCAGUUAUGGCGUUGCAAGUGAAAUUCCCGUUUGGGAAAUUAGUGAGCGUGCUUGUUACUCACGUGGAAGCUUCAGGCGACUUCUUCGUUCAAAUCAACAGCGAGGCGGGAAAAUUAGAUGCACUCAUGGAACAAAUUGAACAUAAUGUGUUAACCGGGAGAGCAAGAGCACCGAAAGCCUCAGAAAUCAUGGUCGGAUCUAUUUAUUUAGCCCAAUAUCAAGAAGACAGUCGAUGGUACCGCUCUCGAGUGUUAGAUGUGAACACGACAGAACAGCAGUGUGAAGUUUUUUUCGUGGAUUAUGGAAAUACGGAUUUUGUACCACUAAAUUGCAUCAGAAAUGCCGAGGAGAAGUUUUGUGAACUACCACAGCAAUCGUUCGAGUGUGAAUUGGAGGGGAUUAAUCGGUUCCGCGAUCAAAGCUUCGAGGAAACGGUAGCUUUGCUAAAUGAAACCAUUGUGGAACAAGAACUUUACUGCAAGGCUGUGCAGCUGAAGAAAAACUGCGUUCUAGUUACACAGCUUUUCUUUGACGAGAAAGGUACCAAGUCUGUUUUUGAUCAGAUGCAAAGUGGAGGUCCCGGCGCUGAGGAACAUUCCAUGAUAAGCAACGGAGAGAGCUCUUUACCUCAACAGUUGAACCGAAAGAGAGAAGUGAAAUUCAAGACGAUGAGUCUACCUGCUGAUUCAUUCCAUGAUCUCAGUGUCACCUGGGUGGAAGAUCCGUCACAUUUUUGGUGUCAGCUUUUGACAAACACAAACACAAUUGCUGCAUUAAUGGAGAAUCUAGCUGAAGUGUACACUAAUCUGGAGCCAGCUGCAUUUCCCCUUCAGUCAUGCACAGUGGGCUAUCCUUGUUGUGCAAAGUUUUAUGAGGACGAUGCUUGGUACAGGGGAGUAAUCACCAAUGUGAGUUCCAUUGCUACUGGACGAAUUGAAGUCAGAUUUGUGGAUUAUGGCAACUCGCAGGACACAGAGCUGUCAGACGUGAGAGAUUUAAAGGAUGAAUUUCUCAAGGACCCAUGCCAAGCAAUGUACUUUGCUAUUGCUGGUGUUGAUCCAGCAAGUAAGGAUGGGAUGUGGGCAGAUGAAGCCAAAGUGUUAUUUGAGAAGCUGAUCAACCUUAAACAUGUUGUGGGACUUGUAACCAGCGUGGAGAAUGAUGGAAGACAUCGAGUGAAGCUAAUGGACACUACAUCAGAUCUGGAUAUGGAGCUCAACCAGAUUCUUAUUGCGGCCAACUAUGGCGUCAAGUCGGCUGACACACCCACCACUACCACCUCGACUGUAACUACUUUGAAGUCAUCUCAGCCAGCCACCAAGCCUAUGUUGCAGCUUGUCUUUCCAAAAGAAAAAGUUCAAGUUGGCAUAGAGGAGAAAGUUUUGGUGACAAACAUCAUCAACCCUUCAAAGUUCUACUGCCAGUUGUUUAAAAAUGGUCCUAACCUUGAGAGUUUGAUGCAAGAUAUUGGACGCCACUAUUCCAAACUUGGUGCAAAUGAAGAACUUUUGUCAUCUCCAUCUCCUGGUGAUCCAUGCUGUGCUCAGUUUUCCGAAGACGGUUGUUGGUAUCGUGCUAUGGUAAUUAACUCUUCACCAAAGGGAGUUACUGUACAGUAUAUUGACUAUGGAAACUCUGAAGUGCUGCCACUUAGCAAGAUCAAGAGACUGAUUCCUAAGUUCUCCGACUUGCCACAGCAAGGCAUUGAGUGCACUCUGAAUAGGAUCAAGCCCACGUUUGUGGCAGGACAGCCCAAGUGGAAGCCUCGUGAUACUGAGACGUUUAUGGAUUUGGCUUUGGAAAAGGAGGGCAAGUUGAAAGUUAUCACCCAGGACAGCAGCGGAGUUUGCAGAGUGGAGCUUGUUGUGAGAAAUAGAAGAGAAGACCAGAAUGUCAGUGAACAGUUGCUGAUUAAUGGUAAUGCUGAGCUAGCUGAUGGAGCCCUGCCAGUUUCUGAAAACUAUGAGAGCCUUAAAUCACAGACCUUUCCCGAACCUGACCUGAAAGUUGGCCACUUUGAAGAUGUGAUUGUUAGUUACACCGAACAUCCAUGUAACUUUUGGUGCCAGCUGCGGAAAUCUGCUAGACAGCUGGACUCGCUCAUGGCAGAGAUCCAUGAUCUUUACUCUUCUGAAGGACACAGGAGUUCCAUCUCUAAUCCGGCAUGUGGUAUGCUGUGCUGUGCACAAUUCACAGAGGAUAACAAGUGGUACAGGGGCAAAAUCACAGGUGUCAAGAGAGGAGGACUCGUGGAGGUCCAUUUUGUUGACUACGGAAACUAUGAAAUACUUCCACUUGCCUGUGUCAAGAAGCUACAAGCAGAAUUCUUAAAACUCCCUCCACAAGCAGUGAAAUGUGCUCUGGCCAAAAUCAGUCCCACUAACAAAGAAUUGCUUUCUGAUGACGUCAUGAACAGAUUUGAAGAGUUAACUCUAGAUAAAGAACUUGUGAUGAUGGCUGACAAGUAUGAUGAAAUCAGUGGUACAUUUGCCGUGGUUCUGCUUGACACCACUGAAGGAAAGAACCUGGACAUUGCAAGCGAUCUACAGACCAUCAUAGGUCCAAGUACAACACGGGAAAAAGUUCAGAUCAUGAAAGCCCAGAUUCAACCUGGUACAACUGAACAUGUCUUUGUCUCCUCAGCAACAAGCCCAGCCAAGUUUUUCUGCCAGCUGUUGAAAACUACUGCUUCUUUGGAUGAGUUGAUGAAUGGAAUGUUUGAAUAUUACGAACCUCUGAGUCCUCAGCAGGAACAACUUUCUGAACCCUCAAUUGGAGAGUUUUGUGCUGCUAAGUUUUCACUGGAUGAUGGUUGGUAUCGUGCCAAAGUGAUUGAAGUCAAAGGCAACAGUGUUUCAGUCUUCUAUAUUGAUUAUGGUAACUCAGAGACACUUUCGAUGUCAAGAUUGAAGGUACUGAAUUCCAAGUUUCAAAGUCUUGCUAGCCAAGCUAUAGAAUGCUCGUUGUCUGGUAAUUUCAAAGGUGUGUCUGACGAUAAAUUUGUAGAACUUGUCUCAGAAAAAGAUUUUUCGGCCAAAGUCCUGAAUGUCAACAGUGGAAUUGCUGUGAUUGACCUGGUAUCAAAGAACACCAACCAGUCUGUCUGCGACAUUCUUAGCAAGGAAAGUGCACCAUCAGCGCCUUGUAACAUUGCUCAGUUGCAGUGGAAAACUGGAGAAACAAUUGAUGUGUUUGUCCCAUUUGCAGAAAGUGUGCAAAAAUUCUUUUGCCAAGCUUCUGCCCAUUCAAGUGAACUUGAUGACCUAAUGAACAGAUUGGAAGAAUGCUACAGCGCAAAUACAGAAAUUGUCUCUACCAUCAAAACUGGCUCUCUCUGUGUUGCUUGGUACGAUGGCUGGUACAGAGCAAAGGUAGAACAGGUGCAAGGGAAAGACACCACAGUCAAUUUCAUUGAUUAUGGAGACACUGCAACUGUUGCUCUUGACAACAUUAGAACAAUCAAGCCUGAAUUUUGCCUUUUACCAGCUCAAGCUGUGCAGUGUUGCUUGAAAGGUUUCUCUGCCAGACAAGGGCGAGAAAACUUCAAAGAUCUGGUUGUUGAACAGGAGUUUAAGGCAAAGGUUACCAGUGCAAAAAGCAGCAGUGUUUAUGAGGUAGACUUAGUGCCAGUAGAUGGUUCGGCGUCAAUUUGUCAAAGACUGUCCAAGGAAGUAGAAAUGUCAGGGCUACCAUCCUUGACUGUGGCUAGCAUCCAGUUUAAACCUGGUGAGAAAAUAGAUGUUUUCAUCCCAUUUGCAGAAAGUGCGCAGAAGUUCUUUUGUCAAGUCUCUCAGAAUUCAAGUGAUCUAGAUGAUCUUAUGAACAAACUUGAAGAACAUUACAGCUCAGAUCAGGAAAUUGUAACAUCAAUCAGUGUUGGAACUUUCUGCGUAGCCCGCUAUGAAGAUGGUGGAUGGUACCGUGCUCAGGUCACUGGUGUUCAAGGAGAGAUCAUUGAUGUUCUUUACAUUGAUUAUGGUGACUCUGCAUCUCUUCCACUUAGCAGCAUAAGAUUACUGAAGCCAGAGUUUUCAUCAUUACCUGCCCAAGCUGUAAAUUGUUCCUUGAAAGGUUAUUCCAGCAAUCAGGAACCAGAAAACUUCAAAGAUCUUGUCAUUGAACAGGAAUUUUCAGCACAAGUUACGUGUGUAAAAACAAAUAGUUAUGAAGUCCAGUUGGCAUCAAAAGAUGGUUCUGCUUUAUUCAGUAGAGAAUUGUCUGAAGAAACGAAGACAACAGCAGAAUCCAUGUGUAGUGUGGCUAGCAUCCAGUUGAAACCUGGUGAUAAAGUAGAUGUUUUCAUCCCAUUUGUAGAAAGCUCACAGAGAUUUUUCUGUCAGGUCUCUCAGAAUUCAAGUGAUCUAGAUGACCUGAAGAACAAACUUAAAGAACAUUACAGCUCAGGUCAGGAAAUUGUAACAUCAAUCAAUGUUGGAACUUUCUGCGUAGCCCGCUAUGAAGAUGGUGGAUGGUACCGUGCUCAGGUCACUGGUGUUCGAGGAGAGAGCAUUGAUGUAUUUUACAUUGAUUAUGGUGACUCUGCGACUCUUCCACUCGGCAGCAUAAGAUCACUGAAGCCUGAUCUCUCAUCAUUACCUGCCCAAGCUGUAAAGUGCUCCUUGAAAGGUUAUUCCAGCAGUCCGGGACCAGAAAACUUCAAAGAUCUUGUCAUUGAACAGGAAUUUGAGGCCCAAGUGACAAGUGUGAUUACUCAGAAUACUUAUGAAGUUGAAUUAGUGUCAAAAGAUGGUACUUCCAGCUUAAUUAGUAAAACAUUGGCCAAAGAUGUUGAAACAACACAAGAACCACUCUGCAAUGUGCCUAGCAUACAGCUAAAACCUGGUGACAAAGUCGAUGUUUUCAUCCCAUUUGUGGAAAGUGCUCAGAAGUUCUUUUGUCAGGCAUCUCAAAAUGCCAGUGAACUAGAUGAUCUCAUGAACAAACUUGAAGAACAUUACAGCUCAGUUCAAGAAAGCAUGACUUCAGUUAGUGUUGGAUCUUUCUGUGUGGCACAGUAUGAAGAUGGUGGAUGGUACCGUGCACAGGUCACUCAAGUCCAGGGUGAAAGCAUUGAUGUAUUUUACGUUGAUUAUGGUGACACCGCGACACUUCUGCUUAGCAGUAUAAGAUCCCUGAGGCCAAAGUUUUCAUCAUUACCUGCCCAGGCCAUGAAGUGCCAUUUGAAUGGGUGUUCUACAAAUCAGCAACCUGAGAACUUCAAGGACCUAGUUCUUGAACAAGAGUUCCAACUGCAGGUGACUGGUAGCAAACAGCCUGGUGCAUAUGAUGUGGAUUUAUUCUCUAAAGAAGGAUCCAAACUGUUUGAUGAAGCACUGCCCAGUGAAGCCAAGAAUAAAGAGAUAGGUUCCCCACAACUUUCAGGACUAAAUGUUGGCACAUUUGUCCAACUCUGUCCCAUUGCAUGUGUCAGUCCACACCAGUUUCACUGCCAGGUUGCAACACCUGAGCAUAAAGAGAAGCUGUCGCAGUUGAUGGAUCACCUCCAGGAAUACUAUGACGUAACAGGAGAUCAGGAACACAACAUAGCAAACCCUGUGGUGGGAAUGAACUGUGCAGCACUGUUUGCAGAUGAUGAGAUGUGGUAUAGAGGAAGAAUUACUAAAGUGGUGGAUGGUCAGUUUGUGGAGGUGUGUUACGUAGACUUUGGCAACUGUGAAACGGUGCCUGUAAGCAAAGUGAAGGCAAUAAAGAAGGAGUGGACAGAGCUUCCUGCUCAAGCCAUCCAGUGUAGCUUAGCUUCCAUCUCACCUGUCAGUGGUCCAACAUGGCCAGAUGCCAUUGUUGAUAGGUUCAAGAACCUCACAAUGCAGAAGAUGUUAGUUGGAAAAGUCAUCAAGAAAGGAAGUGAGAACAUCCUGGAGAUUGAGCUCUUUGACACAACCGAACAAUCAGUUGACAUCAACAUUGGUGACCUGCUGGUGAAGGAAGGACUUGCUAUCCGUGGCACUUCUAAACCUGUUGUAGCAGUCAAGUCCUAUGCAGCUCUUGGAAAAGUCAAACCUGCAGAGAAGGAGAAAGUGUAUGUCUCUGCCAUGGAGUCUCCUGGAUGCUUUUUCUGUCUAGUCAGUGGAACAGAGGAAAAACUUAUGGCUCUUAUGAGUGAGAUAUCAUCUACUUACGAUUCCUUAGCCAAUGAAGAGCUCGCCGUGAGUGCCAUCAGUGUGGGGGACGUUUGUUGUGCACAGUUUUCUGAGGAUAACCAGUGGUACCGUGCUGUUGUUGAAGAUAACACAAAUGGUGCACUAACUGUAAGAUUUAUUGAUUAUGGUAACACAGAAACAUUGCCAAUUAGUAGAACUAAGAUCCUGAAAGAUGCCUUCUUUGCUGAGCCUCCUUUAGCAGUUAAGUGCAGCCUUCUUGGUAUCAAACCUGCAGUUGGUGAGAACUGGCCUGAUGAAUCUUGUAUACUCUUUGAGGAACUCACUGCCGAGAAGGAGCUCAAUGCUAAAUUCUCGUCCUUCACAGAACCAUUUGAGAUUCAGCUGAAUGAAAGUGGCAUGGAUAUUGGAGAAGAGCUAGUUAAGGCUAAACUGGCUGCUUCAACGAAAACUGCCGUAGAGCCAAUUGCUCAGGGAAAGCCAGCAAGUGGACACUAUACAAACCCUGUUGUAGAGUGUGGUAAAAUAUAUGAUGUUGUCAUGACUCAUCUGUCUUCUCCUGGAAAGUUUUUCUGUCAGCUUGUAGACAUGAAGGAGCAGCUUGAUGGGAUGAUGACCGACUUGAAUGACCACUACUUUCAACUGGCUGAAACAGAAGGUUGUCUCGUCUCACCAUCAGUUGGGCAGCCAUGUGUGGCAGUUUUUGAAGAAAUGUGGUACAGAGCUGAAGUCCUAAACAUCUCAGUGAAUGACAUGAGUGUACAUUAUGUUGACUACGGGAAUGAAGAGACAUUGAAACCUUCUGGAGUUAAACAGAUCACCCCUUUGUUUCUCAAGACACCUAAAGUCGCCAUUGAAUGUUCACUGGAUCUGAACAGGGAUGAAUGGCCAGAGGACAGCACUGGUAUCUUUGAAGAGCUGACAGCUAAUGAUGAACAGCUGAUCAUAAAAACACUGCGUUGCCAAGGUGGAAGAUAUGAGGUCAAGGUGUUCAAUAAGGAUGCAAGUUGUUUUAGUGCAGAACUCCUUAGCACCCUCGAAGGAGCAGCACAAGAAGUAACCUUGAAAGAGCAAGCUUUACAAUUAGGCCAGACAGAAGAUGUUUAUGUCGUCCACACUGAAAGCUCAGAGGACUUUUACAUUCAGUUGUCAGCAAUGUACCCGCAACUUGAGCAAAUGAUGAAUGAGAUCACUGAAGUGUACUCUGGCCUUGCCGAUGAUGUAGGUCAUGAAGAUGUAGUUGUUGGCAAUCCUGUUUGCGCCCAAUUUUCAGAAGACAAUUCUUGGUAUAGAGCUGCUAUUAAGAGUGUGCCUUCAGACUUUGAAGUUGAGGUACACUAUGUUGAUUACGGAAACAGUGAAGUCAUUCUUCUAUCUGAUAUCCGUCAGUUGAGCAAAAGGUUCUUCGACCUUCCAGUGCAAGCAGUUCGGUGUUGUCUUGAUUCCCCAGUGGUAGAGUCAUUUGGACAAAGAGUAGCAGAUAAAGAGCUUAAGGCAACAUUUCUGUCACUAGAAAAAGGAAAAUGGAAAGUAAGCCUUUUUGAUGGGGAUGGAAAAGUUGGACAAAUAGAUGUGCCACAGGAUUCAGUUGACACCUUUCUGGUGAGAGAGUUCAUUCAGCCUGCCGUCGCCCCAGAGAUGAAAGAGCGUGUGUAUGUAAGCCAUGUGGUGAGCCCAGAUGAAUUCUAUGUGCAGUUUGAAUUUGCCCUGGAUGAGCUGUCAGCUUUGAGUGUGGAACUAAGCCGGUUUUACCUUUCCCUGGGGCCAUCUACCAAUGUAUUGAGAUCUCCCUCUCCUGGAAUGUCUUGCUGUGCAAGGUUUAGUCAGGAUGGCGACUGGUACAGGGGUAGAAUAAAAAGAGUAACUUCCUCAGGAGCAGAGGUUGAGUUUGUUGAUUAUGGAAAUAGUGAAGUGGUAUCGUUAAACCAUGUUAAGGACCCUGAGAAAGGCUUCAUGAAGUUGCCUCAGCAAGCUAUUCUCUGUGGUCUUGAUGCAACCAAAGACCACUGGUCAGCUGGAGAAGUGAACAUUUUUAAGUCAGUUGCACUUGACAAGUCUUUCAAUGCCAGAUUUAUCAUCCGCGAUGGGCAGAAGUGGAGGGUGUCUCUAGACAGUGGGGGAGCAUCUAUUGUGGACAUGUUCAUGACCAAAGAUGCUGCAGAUCUACAGCAAGAAGGAAGGGAAAUUUCAAGUGUGCAAGUGGGGAGAUAUGCUUUUCCACAAGUUACAUCAGGCCAGAUUGAAGAGGUUUAUGUAAGCCAUGUCACAGAGUCUGGAGAUUUUUAUAUCCAGUUGUCUAAGUCAUCAGCAGAUCUUGAAGCAAUUGAAAACCUGGUCAGUGAAAUCUAUGACCAGCCAGGUGCUACAGCAGAAGCCAUGGAAAUGUGCUUUGUUGAUUCUCUUUGCUGUGCCAGAUUUAGUGAAGAUUUCAAGUGGUACAGAGCUCUUGUCACAAAGGUUUUUUCAGACACAGAAGUUGAAGUCCUUUUCAUUGAUUAUGGGAACACAGACUCUCUUCAAGUGGGAUCAAUGAAGCAACUUAGACCUGAGCUUCUAAAGUUUCCAGUGCAAGCAGUCAAAUGCCGACUUGAAGGUUCUAAAGAUAUUUGGACAGAGAAUGAUGUUCAACAGUUUGAGUCUAAAGUUUUGGAGAGGCCUUUGCAUGUAACAUUUACAAGACAGGAAGGAACAACAUGGUUUGUAACUAUUCAAGAGCUUGACAUGUUUUCAAGUAAGGCUAGACUAACGGCUAAAGUGAGAUCAUUCUCGAAGGAGACCUUGGACGUGAAUAAGCGAGAGCAAGCAUACUUUCUGUUUGCUGAUUCCCCUGAUUGCUUCUGGUUAAGCUUGGUAAGAACUGGAGAUGAUCUAGUCAGACUGAUGGCUGAGAUCGCUAAUGUGGGGACAGAUCAACCAUUGGAGAAAUCGCAUGUGAAAGUUGGUGUGCCUUGCCUUGGAAUGUAUACAGAGAAUGACAUGUGGCAUCGUGCUCAAAUUGUAGAAGUACAAGAUGAUGCCAAUGCGACUGUUUUUUACAUUGAUUAUGGUAAUUCUGAGACCCUUCCACUGGAAAGACUGCAUGCCAUCAGUGAAUCCCAGCUGAAACUUCCUGCGCAGGGAAUCUGUUGUCGAUUGGCAGGGGUUCAGGGUGUUGAUCCCGACAAGAUUACCAAUUACCUGAAUGAGAUGCUUGUCGAGAAGGUGGUCGAAUUUGAAGUUCAAAAUCAGCAUGCUGAUGGUUCUUACACUGUUAAACUGUUCCAUCCGGGAACCUCACAGUCAAUGAAUGACCAGAUAGUCAGCGAGUGCCUUGGAAAUACCUCUCUCGUGGAUGAAACUAAGUUAGAACAAGCAUCUCCACCAAGGUUACCUGCAACACAAGAAAGGAUCACUUUUAAGCUUCCAGAACUUCAGUCCGGUAGCAAAGUCCCUGUAAGUUAUGUCUCUGCUUUUUUGCCUGCUGAGAUGCGGUUAUUGUUAACAGAAAGAACUGAAGAACAAGAGCAACUAACAGAGAGCAUAACAUCAAUGUACAAUGCCCUGAGUGAAAAUGAACUUAAACUUGAGAAUCCUGAAGUUGGGAUGUUGUGUUGUGUGCAUUUUUCCGAGAAGUGGUUCAGAGGUGAAAUCAUAAGUAUUUCUGCAGAUGGCACAGCAACUGUGAAACUUGUAGAUUGUGGAACUCAUGAGAAGAUACCAAUUUCAGAGUUGAAAUCACUGAAGGAUGAGUUCUUACAAACACCAGUUUUUGUCCUGGAAAGCAGCCUGGCUAAUAUCCAUCCCAGUUCAGAAGAUGGACAGUGGUCACCAGAGUGUUCCAGUGUCUUGGAAUCACUCUGCCGCUCUAAAGCACUGGUAGCAGAGAUCACAGAAGUGUUUGGAGAUGUGGUAGAGUUGAUUUUGAAUGAUGAGAGUGGAAACCAAAUCAAUCAGAGUCUUGUUGAGUUGGGAUAUGCAAAGGCAUGCAACCCACAGGAAGAUUUCUUUGGAGAACAACUAAAUUUGAAGUGGCCAGACUUACAGAUUGGGCAAUCCUUAGAAGCAUAUUUGAUGGCAGCAAAAGAUUUGGAAUCUAUUCAGCUACAACUUGCUGACCCUGACGCAGGUUUGUCCACAAUGAUGGAGCAACUUUCAGUGUUGUACUCCAAUUUGGGCGAGACUGAGGAAGUUAUUGGAAAUCCUAGAGUGGGACAAGUUUGCUGUGCCCAGUUUUCAGAGGAUCACGACUGGUACAGAGCUGUUGUUACUUGUGUUUCUGAAGCUGGAGUUGAAGUGAAGUUUGUCGAUUAUGGCAACAUUGAUGUGGCUCUGAUGGUCAAGCAACUCCGAGAAGAGUUUUUCUCCCUGCCUGUUCAGUGUGUUGAUUGCAGUCUUCAUGGUGUUGUGUCAAUGUCUGAGAAAAAUGAAGAAAUUGCAGCAAAAUUGACUGAACUGUGUGAAUCUAAAGAACUGAAAGCUGAAAUCACCAAUGUUUCAGGUGACUCUGUGGUAGUUAAUUUAUUUUAUGAAUCUGGAGAAAUGCAAGAGUCUGUUGCUGAUGUUCUUGUGAAACUAGGACUUGCACAUCUUCAACCCAGAGCACAAGAACAACGAAGAAUUUCAAUCUCUGAAGAAGGGAAAAUGGUGUAUAAUUACCCUGAGUCUGGAGAUGACUUUGUUCAUGAUGUAAGCUUGAUAUCAACUAGUUCACCAAGUGAGUUUUGGUGUCAGUUAGUGGAUUCCAUGUCAGAGCUGAAGACACUAUCAGACAAGAUUGAACUUUUUUACCAGUCUUUGGGUGAAAAUGACUUGAGGUUUUUGUGCCUGCAAGUGGGAGACACAUGCUGUGCACAGUUUACUGAUGACAACAAGUGGUAUAGAUCGCAGGUAAACAAGGUCUGUUCUGGUGGCCAAGUCUGUGUACGUUCGGUAGAUUAUGCCAAACAAGAAACUCUGACUCUGGACAGGAUCAAGAAACUCGACCCAGGGUUUGCAGUUCUUCCUGUGCAAGCCUUAUGCUGCAGUCUUGCCGGCAUUGAACCCCCUCACGAGUACUAUGAAGAAGACUGGAGCAGUGAUGCAGUGGGAAGGUUUCAAGAACUUUGCCAUGGGAAAGAUGUUAAAAUAAAGAUCAAAGAAACAGUUGGUGAUGUCAUUCUUGUUGAUUUACUAGAUUCUACUGGUUUGUCCAUAGCUAAUCAGCUGUUAUCGGAAGGACUGGCAGUCGAGACAAAAUCUCCUUUGACAGAGUCACCUGUGAAGGACGUGCUGCACAAACAAGACUGUUUAUCAAAUGAACAAGAAGGAGAAGGUGAUAAGGACAGUUCAGAAGAGAAUAUCUUUCAGGAAGCUUUAUCAGGUAUCGAAGGAGUGGAAGUGUUGAAGGUGGAUGAAGGAAAGACAGAGAUUGAAGAAGCAAAGGGUGAAGAAGAUGAAGAUGAUGAUGAUGAAGAAUUUCUCGAUAGUAAUGAUCAGGUCAUUGAAGACGUAACUGGAGUAUCAGAAGGCCACGAGUGUGAUAAAGGACUGUCACAAGCAACUGAAGAACAGGAACAAGCCGUGAACAAUGAAGAAAAGAAGCAAGAUGGUAAGAACAAACUUCAAGCAACAGAAGAACAAGAAGAGCCAACUAUGAAAGAGGGGGAAAAUAACAAAGAAGAAGACAAGAAUAGACUGCAGGUGACAGAUAAACAUGAAAUGCACACUGUGGAGGGUGAUUUAAAGAAGGAAGAAGGUGAGGAUGAACUUCAAGUAGCUAACAUACUAGAAGAGGUGGAUGUGGAAAGUGAUGAAGAUAAACAGGAAGAAAAAAUUGAUCUUCAAGCAACUGAAGAACUAGAAGAACAAGCUGUGGAAGAAAAUGAUAAGAAACCAGAAAGCAACAGGAGACCCCAGACAACUGAAGAACUAGAAGUGCAAACAUUCGAAAGUGAUCAGAACAAACAAGGUGCAAAUGAACUCCAAGCAGCUGAAGAACAAGGAGAGCAAGCUGUGAAAGAAGAUGAGAUCAAACAAGAAGGUGAGAGUGGACUUGACCAGACGGCAGAGGAAGUUCAAGGGGAAGAAAUAUCAGAAGAGCUAUCAAGUCCUGUGUCACAGACUGGUGAAACAUCAGAUUUAUCCAAGGACGUUGAAUGUCUAGCAGACGAAAAAGUGAACAAUACGGAAACUUCAGAAGCUGUCGGAGAUGCCGAGAAAUCAGGGAAAGAAGUACAUGAAGGACCAAAGAUGGAGGAAGUGUCUGAAGAGAAGGAACAAAGAAUUGAUGAGCAGGAGAAGGAAUUUGUUGAACCUGAGGAUGUUGUGACAGAAGCGUUCUCAGAAGAGGACUUGUCAGCAAUCACAGGCAGUGCUGGUGAAUCUGUAGCAGCGACAUUAGAUGUCGAAAAGAGCGAGGAAGAACGGUUCAAAGAAUCCAAUGUUGAAGAGGUUGUGCAACAAACUUUGAUGGUAGAAGAAUCUGCUAAGGUGUUCUUAGAAGAACUUCUAAGUGAUGUUUGUGGAUCUAUAGAUAAGCAGACAUCAGAAUACAUGGAAAGGGCAAAAGAAUGUGAUGAUGAAGACAUAUCAAAAAGUCCCAUUGCUGCAGAACAACAAGAAGACAUUGCAAAUUCUAAUGCAGCUUGCUGUGAUGAUGGAGACGACAAUGUGUUGUCUGAUGAGGCAUUGGAUAAGCUUGAUAAAGAGCUUGAAGCAGAAAGUUUAGAUGAAAAGGAACUGUGCUUUAACAGAUCUGGGAAUGUGCUGAAUGGAAGUAGUGAAGAGGAAAUACAUGAAGUGGUGGAAAAUGGACGACAGGACUAAACUGGUAUCAGUGGCUGCUUAGAUAGCAAGAUAUCAGUGACAAAUGGCCACAGUGAAGUAGGAAAGGACUUAACUAUUGAAUAGAGCCUAGAUACAUAUUGAAUAGAUACACCAGUUUGAAAUAGUUUUCACUCAUGCCAACCUGGUGGGUUAUGCUUGUUGGAAUCCUUGUUCAAGCAUAUAAAGGGUAUGGUAAAUUUUUUAUUAGUAGACAGUAGGAGUUCCCUGUUUCCUAUAUGCAAGGAAGUGUUUUGCAAGUUAGCUAUUGAAAUGCUACCUUUUAUAGGUCCGAUAUAUUUUUGGUUGUAACUUAUCAUUUCAUGGCAAAGAAAUGUAAUUUUUGGGUCAUAACCAUUUUGAGUCACAAUACUACAUUGCUGUUAUAACAAAAAGUUUCACAGCAUAUUUUGUGGAAUACGUUUGUUUCCAAACAUUUUUCAGCCUGUUAAUCAUCAGCUAAUAAGUUAUUCAGUGGCAUGAGAAGACUGAACUAAAAAAAAUUGCCUCAAACAACAGUAGCAGCAACAACAGUGUCUGAAGCUAUCUUCAUGUAGUAUGUAAGGGCUGGCUCAGAGCGAUUGUUAUGACAUUUUGUCAGGUGUGGAGUAUACAACCUUGCUGUACAUAGUGAAUUUAAAAUCAAGAGGUUUGGUUUAGUUUUCAAGCAAGGGUGUUAAAAGAAGAAUUGCGGAAUUAUCCUACCAUGAACAGAAGGAAGAUAAGACAUUCUUUUUGUUGUAAAAGACUUGUGCUAAAAUAGUUUACAGCAUAGACAAGCAUAGGUACCAGCAUGCAAGAGAGAUCUUAGAUGCAGCUAAAAAAAGUAAUUGACAAGUAUAGUGUCUUUAUAUGCUAUUGUUAUUUGACAAUUGAACAUUAAUACCAAAUUGUGUUGUUCCAAGAAAUAUCCAUACCUCCCCCAUGGAAGCUAAAGGAGGGUAUAGAACUUUAUAUUCCUCUUUCUACUAAAAAUUUGGUUACAUUGUGACACCUCUCACCCCCUCAGAUUUCUAAAGACCUUCUAGGGGUUGGGUAUGGAUAUUUUGUGGAACUGCACUUUUUUUGCUUAAUCUUAGUUAUCGCUCUGAAAACUGACGUCUAGUGAGACGUUAGUUUACUUGCACUGAAACUACGUAAGAAAAUUAUGACCAGUAAGUUGGUCUUUGAAAAAGAUUGUAUUAGUUCCUAAUGUCUAUAAGGUAGCUGUUUGUAGUGUCUAGUAUCUUGUAUUCUGGACUGACCUUUGCCAAUUGGCCUCAGCCAAGCUGUUUAUCCACACUGAAAUGUUGCUUCAGGUUUUCCUCACAAAUCUGCUAAACAUCAGGAGAAAAGUACCCUCCUCCACUUUGCAACUUGCAAAAUCUGAGAGCUUUUUGACAACAGGUUAUUCCAAGUUUUCCUAAAUUUUGUGUAACUUUUUGCAACAACUUGGCUGCCGGGUUGUGAGAAUCAAGUGACUGUCAUUAUGGCACUGAAAUCAUCAUUUAAUAUUGAAAGUCUCUACAAAUUUUUUCAUGAACAGGGCAGAUUAUUGGUACAAUAUUAGGCAAGUUUAAAAUGGACGUAUAAUUAGUUUUGUUUGGAACUACAUUGUCACAGGAAAUGUUUUGCAACAUGAGAUAGUCAGGUUUUUCAAAACUGCAAAAAUUGUGAAGUUGUGACAAUUAAAUGCCCAUGUGGGUCUAGUAAAAUUAGUAAAUUUGCAUGAAAUUACCCUCUUCUUUUCAUUGCUUUUAGUGCAAUCCUUGAAAGUGUAGCAGUGAUGAGCAGCUCUCAAAGUUUAGUGUUUUCAGACUUGGACAGUCAGCCAACAGAUAGUCCACUAUUUCCAGCCAAUGGAGACUGUUGUGCUGUCACUGAACUGCUUUCGAAUUUACAUACAAGUUAAUAAAAGCAGAACCCGACAGAUUGUUUUCUUUUUGUUUUAACUGGCUUCUCCCAUUCUGGAAUCUUAAAGAUUAAAUGUCUGGGAAUGGAAUUCUGAAAAUUAUUUAGUUGGUUUCAAAGCAUGUAGCAAAAUCACAACGAUUUAGUGUUGUGAACGAUCACCCUUGAAAAAUUCCAAAAUAAAAACGAAAAGUCGCAAAAACUUCCUGCAAUGAGGUAGAUUUUUUCCAGCAAUUUGGUUACAACAUUGCUUUUCUUCUUUCAUUGAUACAAAUGUUGUGUCCUGAAAAGAGACAAAUAGAAGGUUUUGGAAUUGAGAAAAUGUUUUUCUCCUUUGUUACCUGAUUGAACCUUUCUAGAAUUGAAUUUUUGCUGAUUGUAAGUGGCAUUUUUCCAGAGUUAAAAGAGUGUUUUGUAGUUACAGACACACAUUGGUUAUACAUGAAGCUGGUAGCAUUGUCUAUCAAAAGUAGAUGUUAGUUUUGUACUCAAAUUAGCAUUUGUUACUGUUAAAGAGAGAAAUUAUAUUUUGAAAUUGUAGAAAAUAAUUACUACAGUCUUCUGAAGCAUCAGUUUGAUUCCAAAACUUUGAUUAAAGAGAAAAUAGUUGCAGUUCGUA
This is a messenger RNA of Orbicella faveolata, 15607 nucleotides long. RefSeq lists its product as uncharacterized. The record is from RefSeq and is a predicted model, not a curated record. Lineage: Eukaryota; Metazoa; Cnidaria; Anthozoa; Scleractinia; Merulinidae.